Molecule: messenger RNA, 1845 nt
Organism: Aspergillus ruber CBS 135680
Lineage: Eukaryota; Fungi; Ascomycota; Eurotiomycetes; Eurotiales; Aspergillaceae
Product: cytochrome P450
Exons: 4
Coding region: 1-1779 (592 amino acids)
Molecular function (GO): iron ion binding; oxidoreductase activity, acting on paired donors, with incorporation or reduction of molecular oxygen; monooxygenase activity
Source: RefSeq, a predicted model, not a curated record
AUGGCCAUCGUCACCAUAAUCCUCCUCAUCCUCGCCCUCUUCACCCUCCGCCCCCUUUUCAAUCUCCUCCACAACAUCCGUCUCGCCCGCUCCACCAAACUCCCCUACUACAUCUUCCCGGUCUCCGAAGUCAACAUCCUCUGGCUGGGUAUUCUCGAAACCCGGACCUUCCAAAACCUCGUGAAGAACUGGUUCCCAACAAACUUGGCAGAUUAUGUCUACGAUAGCGGGUUCAAGUUCCGGUGGACGGUCAAGGAUCGAUUGAAGAGGAAAUAUGGGGGUGUUUAUUUGAUUGUUACGCCGGGGGUGGUGAGUUGUCAAGUUGGGGAUGCAGGUGUUAUUGCGCAGGUCUGUAGACAGAGGCGGAGGUUUCCGAAGCCAAGUCACCAGUAUGAGGGGAUGGAGAUAUAUGGCUCAAAUGUUCUUACUAGCGAAGAGAAAGAAUGGAUCCGCCAUCGUCGCUACACGCAAUCAUCUUUCAACGAAAAAAACAACGCGCUAGUCUGGCAAGAAAGCAUCCGCCAGGCUAUCGAAAUGACAGCUCACUGGGUAGACCAACACCCCAGCACCAAGGAUUCCAAGUCCGAUCUCAUCAUCGUCGGUCUUCAAGACGACAUCACAAAAUUAACCCUGAAUAUCUUCUGUGGUGCGGGCUUUGGCGUACACCUCCCUUUCAAACCUUCUCUAGAAAACACUACAGAAAGGUCGAAUGCGCAUAACCAAUUCAGAGAUUUGGCAUCACCACCACCAGGAUAUGACUUCACAUUCCGCUCUGUUGCGGAGUAUAUAGGCCCUAAUCUGACCUCCAUCUUCCUGGCAGUUGGCAUCCUUCCCAAAUGGCUAUUCUGCACCCUACCACCAUUCUUCAAAAUGCCCCUAAAAGCAUACCAUAACCUAGGCAAAUACCUCCAUGCACUCAUUACCAUGUCCCAGGAAGAAGAAAGCGACGCGCACAACCUCCUUGCCGGAUUAGUUCGUGCGCGACGAGAAGAACAAGGGGACGAAGGCACAGAGUCGAAAUAUGGUGCUGGUCUCUCGGAUCAGGAGAUACUGGGAAAUUUGUUCAUGUUUACGAUUGCAGGGCACGAGACAUCUUCUACGAGUUUGCGGUUUGCGUUUGUGCUGCUUGCGAUGCAUCAGGAUAUCCAGGAUUGGUUGUAUGAGGGCAUCAAAGAGGCUGUUCGUGACGAACCUGAAGAUUCAGCGAAAUGGGACUACGCUCGGGUAUUUCCUAAGCUAAUUGCUCCGCUUUGCGUUAUGCUCGAAACCCUCCGCCUCUACCCCCCAGUAGUAACCCUCCCAAAAUGGACCUCCCACACCCCCGCCCCCAUUACCUACGCCUCAACCACCUACACCCUCCCGCCCAACGUCCCCAUCUCUCUCAACGCAAAUGCCCUGCACUACUCCCCCGAGUACUGGGGUCCGGACGUAACCACUUUCUUCCCGGCCCGCUGGGACAAACGCAACACAACCAGCUUCCUCGCAAAAAACGACGGCAUCGAGGGCUUAUCCGUCGCAGGAUUAGAUGUUGAAACUGUGCACAAGCCCAUCCGCGGUGCAUUCAUUCCCUUCAGUGACGGGAGUAGAGCAUGUAUGGGGAAGAAGUUUGCGGAGGUAGAGUUUGUGGCUGCGCUGAGUGUUGUUCUUUGGCGGUGGAGGGUUAGGCUUGUUGGAGGUAAGGGAGCGAGGGAGAGGGCUGAGAAAGCAUUGGAGGAGAGUUCGGCGUUUUUGACUCUGGGGAUGAGGGAUGAUGUGCCAUUGAAGUUUGAAAGGCGUUGAUUAGUUAAGGUGAUUUCUAGAUUCUGGGUGUUAGGUAUUGAUAUUCUUGUAAUAGAUCUAUAUACU